AUGUGCCAGCAGGCAAUACUCCACCUCGCUACCGACGCCGGCCAAACGCUGCCAAACGCUGCUGCUCCUAACCGCUGCUGCACGCGCUGCACGCCAAUGCACACGCGCGCUUUGGCACCGCUUCCAGAGUGGCUUCCAUCACUCCUCUCAUUGUUUGCUUCGCUGCCUCCCGGCUGCCCUGAAGGAUCGUCCUUGCUUACUCCCACCACCUCGACCACUUCCGGCGACGAUCCCCGCCUUGCUACUCCGACGCUUCAGCCCUCGCCUAUCGCGCUGUUCUACGCCACCAUCCGUCUUGUUCAUGCGCUAGCACACGCGCCCCCGCCACUUGGCAUGCUUUGA
Messenger RNA from Moesziomyces antarcticus, 342 nucleotides. RefSeq lists its product as uncharacterized. The transcript has a single exon. Bases 1 to 342 code for a protein of 113 amino acids. NCBI's taxonomy places the organism in Eukaryota, Fungi, Basidiomycota, Ustilaginomycetes, Ustilaginales, Ustilaginaceae. The record is from RefSeq and is a predicted model, not a curated record.